AUGGUAGUCCAGCGUGCGUUGUCCCUGGGGCUCGGCGCAUGGGCAGUGUGGAGUGGAAUCGCAAUGUUGACUUUCGACAUAAUCUUCGCCGUCUGCCUGAACCGGAAUAACUCGCCCGUCAGAGUCAAUGUUGUGGCUAUCGUUUCGUCUGGGUUGAGUGGAAUCACUGUGGCUUUGCUAUUGAUGCUGUUGGGGAGGCAAAUUCAGUAUCGCAGUGGGUCUCAUAUCCAGGACUUUGGCCAUGGACGACUGCAUACGUACCUAUUAGCCGGAUUGGCUGGAGGUUUCGGCGUUUUGUCUGCUGUUGCAUCGUCAGUGGUACUGGUGAUAAUGAGGAGCAGAGUUGGUGAUAGACCGCAGAGAAUUAUCAACGGCCCUUCACACGACCUGGUGACUGUGUGGGCAGUAUCCUUACUGUCCGAGGGUCUAUUUGUGAUCUGCAUGGUCAUAUUCCAGAGGAGAGACUUCCAACAGCAGAUCCAGAGAUAUCGUGCAUCUAUGUCACAUACGUUUCCUCAAAUGCAGGCGACACCCAGACCACAAGCACCAAGUAUGGAAGGAAGUAUUGAUCAUCGAAGAGAAUUUUCGAUGGAGUCAAGGCGUCCACGAUCCGGUUCAGACGAGAUGUCCUCGAUGCGGUCUUCGAUAUCGCAGGUGGUGCGACCGAUCACUUCCAAGACCAAGCUCAUCCAAAAAAACCACAAGCCCUCACAUCGCACAACGUCAAUUGAGUCGAGCCAGCGAGACGCUUCUAUGGACGAUAGUUUCGAUUCGUGGGAUACUUCGUCGGUCGAUGCUUCGGCGCGGCAAGCUGUAGAAUUGGCGUCUCCAUCAGCCCCGAGAUUUCUCGAGACCAUCCCAGCAAGUCCAACCACCAGCAGAAGUGCAAGUCCUGGGUUUCCGCUUGACCUAGAGCCACCGAAAACCCGAAGGAGAAGUCGUAGCUACAGUCCUAGUUACACAGAACGGAGAACGUCGAGUCCGAUUGAAAGCCGGAGUGAAGCUCAUAUCCAUCCUUUGUUCCGGACAGAUUCGCCAGACCCACCUCCGACUACGACUCCAGGGACAAUAGUCAUUGCUGCCCCUAAUGCUGGACAAUUACUUUCAGACCGGAUCAGUAUCCGCUCCGUUCAUCGAAUGCGCAGCGGAAGUCUUCCUUCGAGUCCUUUGGUGCAUAGUGAUAGCUUAGAUAGCAUCCGAAAUGCAAUGGAACGUCAGGAGCUAGAAGGAUUAGAGGAGAACAAGAGAGAGAGGUCACUCACUCCUCCAAUUCCGGAUUUCGUCUUGAAUGGAGGCUCGAGAAAUAGUCUCAGUGGGUACCAUUCCCGGAAAAAGGCCCAAACGGGGUUGGGGAUGGUUGGGGAAGGCCUCGAAGCAUAG
Molecule: messenger RNA, 1380 nt
Organism: Lachnellula hyalina
Lineage: Eukaryota; Fungi; Ascomycota; Leotiomycetes; Helotiales; Lachnaceae
Exons: 2
Coding region: 1-1380 (459 amino acids)
Source: RefSeq, a predicted model, not a curated record